AUGAGCAACAUCCUCGACUGCCUGGCCGCCGGCCCCGCAUCCAUGCCAAUGCCUGGACAAGCCGAAGCUGAAGCUGUCCGAGCUGACCGACACGACGACCGAGACACGCCAUCGCAACAGUUAUCUGCUUCAACUCCCUCGGCUCCCUCAGACCAACCUGCCGCCAUAUCCACCGACCCACCCUUGUCGGCCUCUCUGAACCAGUCUCCCAGUCCGCGCCCAACCGAGGGACGCCAGGCUUCACGACGCAGAAGCCUCGAACUUGUCGCCGGCGCCCACGGCGAUGUAGAUGGCUUUAUUAAGGAACUCGACCAGAAGCGCCGCCAACUCGACGACCAGAUCCACAAGUUCAUCGCCCAGAAAGAGAGGGAGUUCAAACUUCACGAGCGCGAGCUGCGAACUCGCUAUCGAUCCCCGACUGCUCUCUCUACACAAUCCCCUGGAGAUGCCUCGCCCACCGUACCUGCUGAUCCGCCUGCCAAUGCUGCCGAUAGCAACCAAGACGCACAGCCUUCCAAGGAAAAGGACCACGAACGCGAAAGUGAGCUGCUAGGCUUGUUCACUCCUGCAUAUCUUCCUCUGUUGGAAAGUAGACCUCCUGGUCUCGACCGCUCUCCUUCUGCUCCUGUGCUCAGCGAUCCUGCCACUUCAACGCCCAUUCUACCUGAUCGUCAGACUCUGCAGCGUGCUAACACCGACCCUGCUGGCCAUAACAAGUCCCCAUCCUACAGGCGCGCCUUAGGUCCAAGGACCCCUUCAUCUGGUUCCGAUCAAGGGAGAAGCCUCGUUUCCGCUCUGAAGUCGCCAUCGGCUGGCCCAAGACUGUCCAACAAGAAACGUGUCUCGCUCAUUGUGGGCGAUGCCGUCGUUGCCCCGAGUGAUAACAUCUUCUCGAGUGCAGCCAGACCCUCUGACCAACCUCCAGACACUGAUCUGGUCGCUGAACACAUCGAGUUCCAGGUUCCUGUCCAACCUACGCCAGCAGCGACGCUCGAAGCAGUCCCACCACGAUCGCCCUCACUGGACAAAAUCGAGUCUAGUGUUCCUCAGAGCAUUGAAACCGGACUUCAACCUGGAGGCUUGAGCCUGGGCUUCGCCUCGGCCACCCGCGGUCCCGGCCUGGCUAACGACUCUUCACCAUCCAAGAUCAAUCCUGGCGGCGACCUAAUACUGGCUUCGCCGUUCUCCAUGGAUGAAGAGUUUGAGUCCUCCGAGAUGUACACAACCCAAAUAGAAGACAUCGAUGCAGAUCUGGACUCAGGUCUGGAUUCAGAGUCAACCUUGCGCGCAGCAAGUCCGGCUAGUCCCAGCGAUAAAGAUAUAUCACCGAUCACCGAUGCGCCCAGCCUCAACAUCCCUAUUGGGAGUUUCGGAACUUCGUCUUCUUCAUCAGCCCAGCCAAUCUCACCAGGCUUCUCAAGACCGUCUGUGCGGGAGGACCCUCAGCUGGACCUCAGUGAAACGUCAGAAGAAUUGCCUACUCCUGGGUCGCUGUACGGUUCGUUUUCCCGACCGAGCUACAGUAAGCAACAGAGCAGUGGCGGCUUGGGAGAAUCGUUCAUGCAAAGAAAUGCCGAGAAGUUGAUGCGACGCCGACAGUCGGUUCAGAGACCGUAG
Molecule: messenger RNA, 1617 nt
Organism: Aureobasidium namibiae CBS 147.97
Lineage: Eukaryota; Fungi; Ascomycota; Dothideomycetes; Dothideales; Saccotheciaceae
Exons: 1
Coding region: 1-1617 (538 amino acids)
Source: RefSeq, a predicted model, not a curated record